GAUUCAACUAUAUCAAGAUUCUGACCCCCUAAAAGACUUUUUGAUACUUUAUAUAAUAGUACUAGUAGUUAAACAAAAAUCGAAAAAACUAUUUUUGGUCAUUUUCAAUUCUCCCACCAAUAUUAUUUGAUUCUUCAUUCUUGAAACCAUAUUAAUAUAUUUAUUUUCUGGAGAAAUAAGGGAAAUAAUUUAUCAUUAUUAAUCAUAAAAAUAAUAGGGAUAAGUAAUAACCCAUAAUUAGUAGAGAAAUCAGAUAAUAUUCAAGUUCUUUAGGAAAUUUAAUUUUAUAUCUUCAAAGAUAUAUAUGUUUUGUCUCUCACACAGACAAACACAUCAAAUAAGGCAACUAACUUCAUUACAUUGACUGCGUGUUUGGCUUUACGUGUUUCACUUUCUACCUCCUCUGUCACGGAAGACAAAAAAAUAUACGAACAUGAAGAUUUAAGAUCUUCUCCGACGACUUUUUCCUGAGUAAAUUUAACCCUGAAGAAGAGCUACUCUUGAAAUUAGUUUUUGAGAUUUGAUCUAAUGCUGGAAACAGAUUCAGACAAACCCUGAAUGUCUGAAUCCUUCAAAACGACGGUGGAUCCGCUUCUGAAAGACUUGGAUGGGAAGAAAGAGAGUUUCCGGCGGAACGUGGUGUCUAUGGCUGCUGAGAUAAAGCAAGUGAGAGGCCGUUUGGUUUCUCAGGAGCAAUCUUUUGUUAAAGAACGCCUUUUUAGAAAAGACGCAGAGACAAAAGGUAAGAACAUGGAAGUGGAGAUCUGUAAAUUGCAGAAGAAGUUGGAAGAUAGAAACUAUCAGCUUGAAGCUUCAACUUCUGCUGCUGAAAAGUUUCUUGAAGAAGUGGACGACCUGAGAUCACAGCUAGCAUUAACAAAGGAAACUGCAGAAACAAGCGCUGCUUCUGCUCAAUCCACACAGCUUGAAUGCUCAAUGAUAUCACAACAGCUUGACGACAAAACACGUUCUCUAAGAGAACACCAAGACCGUGUAACUCAACUUGCCAACCAGCUUGAUAAUCUCCAGAGAGAUCUAAGGACAAGAGAGUGUUCUCAGAAACAGCUGAGAGAUGAAGUUAUUAGGAUAGAGCGUGAGAUAACCGAAGCUGUUGCAAAGUCAGGGAAAGACACAGAGUGUGAGCUAAGGAAACUUGUGGAAGAGGUUUCCCUAAAGAACUUUGAGAGAAUGAAUAGGCUACUAGGUGUAAAAGACGAAGCGAUUGCAAAACUAAAAGAUGAGAUAAGUUUAAUGUCAGCUCACUGGAAACUAAAGACUAAGGGACUUGAAUCUCAGUUGGAGAAGCAAAGAAGAACAGAUCAAGAGUUGAAGAAGAAGGUGGUGAAACUGGAGUUUUGUUUGAAAGAAGCUCGUAGCCAGACAAGAAAGCUGCAAAGGAUGGGGGAGAAGAGAGACAAGGCUAUCAAAGAGCUAAGAGAUCAGAUUACUGGAAAACAAUGGGAUGAAUCGGUUCCUGGAGAGAAACCAAACUUUUGGGAUACCUCAGGUUUCAAGAUUGUGGUGUCAAUGUCUAUGUUGUUAUUAGUGGUUGUCUCCAAAAGAUGAGUUCUUGUGUGUUAAUUUGAUCUUGCACUCAUUUUUUUGUUGUUGUGUAUGUAGUAGUUGCAGUGCAGAUAGUAGUAGUAGCAGUAGAUAAUGGUGCAUGUACCAUUUUAUAUUUCGUUACCGAGUAGGCAAGGUGUUUAAUAUUUCUUCCAAGACAAAAACAAACGAGUACUAAUGAAAAAUCAUUUAGAAGCCUUUUCUGUGUGUUUUGACUAAUCGAUGAUAAUUUGUUUCUUUACAGAAGAAUAACUCUAUUAUACAAAUUGGUUAUACUACAAUUGUAUUCUAUUUUAAAAUAAAUAAUAGAGUGAUGAACAAAAAUAAAUAAAUCAAUUACUCUAUUUAUAGAGUAAAACUAUUUUUUAUUCAAGAAAAAUAGAGUACUAUUAGAAUAUCAUUAACCCUAUAACCCCUUUAUGGGUUUUUUUUUUAAAUUAUUUUUUUUGUUUGAUUAAAAAAAAUUAGUUAAAAGACGAAUCAAUCGCGGGUCACCAUGUGUCGGUGGAGCCGCGAACAGUACAAAAAUCCCAUAAGGAUCGAUCUUUAUUUUGUUGUUUCUGUCACCGGUUUUAUAAUUUUCGGUGGAGUCCGUCACUAGUUUUGGUUAAGAAACCCGUUUAAAUCCUGGGAUAAUCAUGGUCUUAGAACUUUGAUCAAAAAAAAAUCAUGGCCUUAGAACAUUUUUACUCUAUAUUUUGAGGUUAAAAAUACUCUUAGUUAGAAGAAAUGUUGGGGAAAAUGGGAAGUUAGAUGAGAUGAUUAAUGCAAUGGGUCAGAGACACUGUGUUGUUGAAUUGUUGUUAUGAAUGAAAACUGUUUGAAGUCGUGAGUUAUAAGGUUGAAUUGAAAUUUCAAAUGUACUGUGACUGGGGACUUGUUUUGAAGUCUAAUAAGAUGUUGAGAUUCUAGAGGAUGUGUGUUUCAUGAGUUUUUUCCAUGCAUGUGCGAAGAAAGUUAUGACCGACUUUUAAGCAAUUUUACUCGCUUUGUUUUUUCUCCAUUCGUUUACCUUUUUUUUUUUACUAAACCACGGAGAAUUAACAGCUUUACUUUUAGGUAAAUUACUUUUUUGAUUGAUAUGUUUUCUGAGCUAAAAUAAUAGUACAUCUACAUAAGAAAUUCAUAAUCUAAUAACAGAUUACACUAACCAAAUUAUCAGAAUCCAGUUGUUUACUGUAAGAAGAAAAACAAAACAAAACAAAAAACCUUGAUUCAUAAUAAAUUCAGAUCAUCUUCUCCGUAUUUAAACGAUCGUCCAUGGAAGAAUCAAUAAAUAGAAGAAUUGUCCAAAUUUGGUUAAAAAUUCCUCUAAAAUUGAAUGGUGUAGGGAUACAAUUCAAUAAUUGAGGAGUUACUGAGGGUAGCUUACAUAUUAGAUAGGGGAUCCUCUCACCUUAUAAAAAUGGUCGUUGAUUUUUAUUUCAUUUUUGCCUCUCCGACACGUUUGACCCAAUGGCCCAUUUUGGUCUGCUUGGUCCAUUCUUUGUAUCCCAUAUGUAAUGUGCGUAGGUUGACUCAUAAUGAAAGACAAAUAAUACCCUCAUUCAUAACAUUAAGAUGGCUUUGAUUCAUUUUAAUAUUCACACAAUUCAAAAGUUCAAAAUGGGUUCUAAUCAAUGAGUAUUUUUUUCCCAUCAUGCUUAUCCCUCUCUCCUUUGUCGUGUGUUUUGGGAGAAAGAACAAGUUUGAAUGGUCAAAAACUCAAUAAAAGAGGAAACCCCCUAAAACCAAUGUAACUUUUGAAAAUUUUCUUACUUUACAAAAAGAAACUCUAAUCAAAUGUUGUUUAUUUACUGUUAACCAAUACUAGUAUAAAAAUGUCUCCAGACGCAUUAUAAGCAAUGAUUCACCUCACAAGGAAUAAUACUACACAACAUAAAAUAAAAAUUUCAUAAACAAAAGUUAAAAAGACAGAGAGAGAAGAGAGAGAUUCAUCAUCAAACACACAAUCUCUUCCCUAAUCGUACGGAUCUCUUCUUCUUCCUUCAUACCUUCCUCGAUCUGGGAUUCACGUUUUUUUUCAUCGGGUUAAAGGUCUUCUGAAACAUCAAAAUCUUUCCUUUUUGGGCUCGAGAGUCUGAUAAUA
Messenger RNA from Brassica rapa (field mustard), 3652 nucleotides. Its product is annotated as nuclear envelope-associated protein 2. Lineage: Eukaryota; Viridiplantae; Streptophyta; Magnoliopsida; Brassicales; Brassicaceae. The record is from RefSeq and is a predicted model, not a curated record.